Molecule: messenger RNA, 7513 nt
Organism: Dipodomys ordii (Ord's kangaroo rat)
Lineage: Eukaryota; Metazoa; Chordata; Mammalia; Rodentia; Heteromyidae
Gene: Ascc3
Product: activating signal cointegrator 1 complex subunit 3
Exons: 42
Coding region: 255-6866 (2203 amino acids)
Molecular function (GO): ATP hydrolysis activity; nucleic acid binding; ATP binding
Source: RefSeq, a predicted model, not a curated record
CAGGCUGUCCCGGGGUCCUCGAGCUUGAGGCGGGGUGACUGGAGCCACCCCGGCCGGCCUCGCGUGGGGUGCGGAGGAGGGCGUGGCGUGUAGCUCGCCCAUCCGCCUCCUUCAGCUCCCCACCUGGCGACGGAAGGAAAAAAAGUACAAGCGAAAGGGAAGGAGGCGCCGCGGCCGGAGCGGCGGAGCAAUGGGCGCCUCGUGAGCCCCGGCCAACAGAUAUCUCAUUGUGUGGAUCACUGGUUGAGUAAUAGAUGGCUUUGCCUCGGCUCACAGGAGCCUUGCGCUCCUUUUCAAAUGUCACCAAGCAAGAUAAUUAUAAUGAAGAAGUGGUUGACUUAAAGUUGAAGCGAUCCAAACUUCAAGAACAAGUUUUAGAUUUGGGCCCAACAUGGAACAGUAUAGUGAAAUUUUUGAAUGAAAAACUGGAAAAGAGUCAAAUGCAAAACAUAAAUCAAGAUUUAAGAGAUAUAUUACAAGCCGCAAAACAAAUAGUUGGAAUGGAAAAUGGAAGAGAAGCCAUUGAGAGUGGGGCUGCAUUUCUCUUUAUGACCUUUCACUUGAAGGACUCUGUUGGUCACAUGGAGACAAAGGCUAUCAAACAGAUGUUUGGUCCCUUUCCAUCAUCAUCUGCCACUGCAGCUUGUAAUGCCACUAACCGAAUUGUUUCUCAUUUUAGUCAAGAUGAUGUUACUGCUCUUAUCCAGAUGACAGAAAAGGGAUGUAGCAAUAGAGUAUUUUUUGGUAAAAAUUUAGCAUUUUCAUUUGAUAUGCAUGAUCUGGACCACUUUGAUGAACUGCCAGUAAAUGGUGAAGCCCAGAAAACUAUAAGCCUAGAUUAUAAGAAGUUUCUGAAUGAACAUUUUCAGGAGCAUGGCACCCCGGAACUCAAGCCUGUGGAAAAAACAAAUGGUUCCUUCUUGUGGUGUGAAGUUGAGAAAUAUUUAAAUGCAACUUUGAAGGAAAUGACUGAAGCACCAAGAAUAGAAGAUCUUUGCUGUACCUUAUAUGAUAUGCUUGCUUCUAUUAAAAGUGGUGAUGAACUUCAGGAUGAGCUAUUUCAAUUGCUGGGACCUGAAGGACUUGAGCUUAUUGAGAAGCUUCUUCAGAAUAGAAUUACAAUUGUUGAUAGAUUCCUUAAUUCUUCAAAUGAUCAUAAGUUUCAACUUCUUCAGGACAAUUGCAAAAAAUUUUUAGGAGAGAACACUAAACCUAACUAUGGUUGUCAAGUCACUAUUCAAUCUGAACAAGAAAAGCAGUUAAUGAAACAGUAUCGCCGUGAGGAGAAAAGAAUUGCCAGAAGAGAGAAAAAGGCUGGAGAAGAUGGAGAAGUUUCUGGAGAAGGACUUUUGUCUUUUGAUCCCAAGGAAUUGCGGAUACACAGAGAGCAGGCACUUCUGAAUGCCAGGAGUGUUCCGAUUCUGAGUAGGCAGAGAGAUACGGAUAUUGAAAAACUGCGUUAUCCCCAUGUUUAUGAUUCCCAGGCAGAAGCCAGGAAAACGUCAGCAUUCAUUGCUGGUGCAAAGAUGAUUUUACCAGAAGGAAUCCAAAGAGAGAAUAACAAGCUUUAUGAAGAAGUACGAAUUCCCUACAGUGAACCUAUGCCAAUUGGCUUUGAGGAAAAGCCAGUUUACAUCCAAGACUUAGAUGAGAUUGGACAGUUAGCUUUUAAAGGAAUGAAGAGACUCAAUAGAAUCCAGUCAAUAGUUUUUGAAACUGCCUACAACACCAACGAGAACAUGCUGAUUUGUGCCCCUACUGGAGCUGGGAAGACCAACAUUGCAAUGUUGACAGUGUUGCAUGAAAUUCGCCAACAUUUCCAACAAGGUGUUAUCAAGAAAAAUGAAUUUAAGAUUGUAUAUGUUGCUCCAAUGAAAGCCUUGGCAGCUGAAAUGACAAAUUACUUCAGCAAACGUCUAGAACCACUGGGCAUCAUGGUAAAAGAAUUAACUGGUGAUAUGCAAUUGUCAAAAAAUGAAAUUUUACGAACUCAGAUGCUUGUAACCACACCAGAAAAAUGGGAUGUAGUAACAAGAAAGAGUGUUGGGGAUGUUGCGCUUUCUCAAAUUGUGAAGCUCCUUAUACUUGAUGAGGUACAUUUGCUGCAUGAAGAUAGAGGACCAGUAUUAGAAAGCAUAGUUGCACGUACUUUACGGCAGGUUGAAUCUACACAAAGUAUGAUAAGGAUUCUUGGACUGUCUGCAACCUUACCCAACUACCUUGAUGUUGCUACAUUUUUACAUGUCAAUCCCUGCAUUGGACUUUUCUAUUUUGAUGGCCGUUUUCGACCGGUACCUCUUGGACAGACUUUUUUGGGAAUUAAGAGUGCAAAUAAGAUGCAACAAUUGAAUAACAUGGAUGAAGUUUGUUAUGAAAGUGUUUUGAAGCAAGUCAAGUCUGGACACCAGGUGAUGGUGUUUGUACAUGCUCGGAAUGCCACUGUCAGGACAGCUAUGGCUCUAAUAGAAAGAGCAAAGAAUUGCGGCCAGAUUUCCUGCUUUUUACCCACCCAAGGACCUGAAUAUGGACAUGCAGAAAAACAGGUACAGAAGUCAAGAAAUAAGCAAGUUCGAGAAUUAUUCCCAGAUGGUUUUAGUAUUCAUCAUGCAGGAAUGCUUCGGCAGGACAGAAAUUUAGUUGAAAACUUGUUUUCUAAUGGGCAUAUAAAAGUCCUGGUCUGUACUGCCACGUUAGCCUGGGGUGUCAAUCUUCCUGCUCAUGCUGUUAUUAUUAAGGGAACACAAAUAUAUGCUGCAAAAAGAGGCUCCUUUGUUGACCUUGGAAUUUUAGAUGUCAUGCAGAUAUUUGGCCGAGCUGGACGACCACAAUUUGACAAAUUUGGAGAAGGAAUCAUUAUAACAACACAUGAUAAACUCAGCCAUUACCUGACUUUGCUCACUCAACAAAACCCAAUUGAGAGUCAGUUUCUGGAAAGCCUUGCAGAUAACCUAAAUGCAGAGAUUGCUCUGGGAACAGUCACUAAUGUGGAAGAGGCAGUGAAGUGGAUAAGUUACACUUACCUCUAUGUGCGGAUGAGAGCAAAUCCAUUAGUAUAUGGCAUCAGUCACAAAGCUUAUCAGAUUGACCCAACAUUAAGAAAGCAUCGAGAACAGUUAGUCAUUGAAGUUGGACGAAAACUUGAUAAGGCUCAGAUGAUUCGCUUUGAAGAACGAACUGGAUAUUUUUCCUCAACUGAUUUGGGCAGAACUGCCAGCCACUUUUAUAUCAAAUACAACACUAUUGAGACUUUCAAUGAACUCUUUGAUGCUCACAAAACAGAGGGUGACAUCUUUGCUAUCGUCUCCAAAGCUGAAGAAUUUGAUCAAAUUAAGGUCAGAGAAGAGGAAAUAGAGGAACUAGAUGCCUUAUUAAACAAUUUCUGUGAACUAUCAGCUCCUGGAGGAGUAGAAAAUAGUUACGGGAAAAUUAACAUCUUACUGCAAACUUACAUCAGCCGAGGGGAGAUGGACAGUUUCUCACUCAUAUCAGAUUCAGCAUAUGUUGCACAGAAUGCAGCUAGAAUUGUCCGUGCUCUUUUUGAAAUUGCUCUGAGGAAACGUUGGCCUACCAUGACCUACAGACUCCUGAAUCUUAGUAAAGUCAUCGACAAGAGACUUUGGGGUUGGGCUAGUCCUUUGAGACAAUUUUCAGUGUUGCCACCACACAUUCUAACAAGAUUAGAAGAAAAAAACCUUACUGUAGAUAAGCUGAAAGAUAUGAGAAAAGAUGAAAUAGGUCACAUUUUACAUCAUGUUAAUAUUGGACUGAAAGUCAAGCAGUGUGUUCAUCAGAUUCCUUCUGUUACAAUGGAAGCAUCCAUUCAGCCCAUCACACGGACUGUUCUCCGAGUGACACUCAGUGUCAGCCCUGAUUUUACUUGGAAUGAUCAGGUCCACGGAACAGUAGGAGAACCCUGGUGGAUUUGGGUAGAAGAUCCUACAAAUGAUCAUAUUUACCAUUCAGAGUAUUUUCUAGCUCUUAAAAAACAGGUGAUUAAUAAGGAAGCUCAACUACUGGUAUUUACAAUUCCUAUUUUUGAGCCUUUGCCUUCCCAAUACUAUAUCCGAGCAGUGUCUGAUAGAUGGUUAGGAGCUGAGGCUGUCUGCAUUAUCAACUUUCAACAUCUGAUUCUACCAGAGAGACAUCCUCCCCAUACAGAAUUACUGGAUCUUCAGCCUUUGCCAAUCACAGCUUUAGGAUGCAAAGCAUAUGAGGCCCUGUAUAACUUCAGCCACUUUAACCCUGUGCAGACACAGAUAUUUCAUACGCUGUAUCACACAGACUGUAAUGUCCUACUUGGAGCACCCACUGGAUCAGGAAAGACUGUUGCAGCUGAACUUGCCAUUUUCAGAGUCUUCAACAAUUAUCCCACCUCAAAGGCAGUGUACAUUGCUCCCUUAAAAGCCCUUGUACGUGAAAGAAUGGAUGACUGGAAAAUUAGAAUAGAGGAGAAACUUGGUAAAAAAGUUAUUGAGCUAACAGGAGAUGUAACUCCUGAUAUGAAAUCCAUUGCCAAGGCUGACCUGAUUGUCACUACGCCUGAGAAGUGGGAUGGAGUCAGUAGAAGCUGGCAAAACAGGAGUUAUGUUAAGCAAGUCACUAUUCUCAUCAUAGAUGAGAUCCAUUUGCUUGGGGAAGAAAGAGGUCCUGUUCUGGAAGUCAUUGUAUCUCGAACAAAUUUCAUCUCAUCACACACAGAAAAGCCUGUUAGAAUAGUUGGGCUGUCUACUGCAUUAGCUAAUGCCAGAGACCUUGCUGACUGGCUCAAUAUUAAGCAGAUGGGCUUGUUCAACUUCCGACCAUCAGUACGCCCUGUUCCUCUAGAAGUGCACAUUCAAGGUUUCCCAGGUCAACAUUACUGUCCUCGCAUGGCUAGUAUGAACAAGCCUGCAUUUCAGGCAAUUAGAAGUCACUCUCCUGCCAAGCCUGUUUUAAUAUUUGUGUCGUCUAGACGUCAAACUCGACUUACUGCUUUAGAGUUGAUAGCCUUUUUAGCUACUGAAGAAGAUCCAAAACAGUGGUUGAAUAUGGAUGAAAGAGAGAUGGAGAACAUCAUUGGAACAGUAAGAGAUUCCAACCUAAAGUUGACACUUGCUUUUGGCAUAGGAAUGCACCAUGCUGGACUACAUGAAAGGGAUCGAAAAACAGUAGAGGAACUGUUUGUGAACUGUAAAGUUCAGGUUCUGAUUGCUACAAGCACAUUAGCCUGGGGUGUAAAUUUUCCAGCUCAUUUAGUAAUUAUAAAGGGAACUGAAUAUUAUGAUGGAAAAACAAGACGCUAUGUGGAUUUUCCCAUUACAGACGUACUGCAGAUGAUGGGACGGGCUGGGAGGCCUCAGUUUGAUGACCAAGGCAAAGCAGUAAUUCUGGUUCAUGAUAUAAAAAAGGACUUCUACAAGAAAUUUCUUUAUGAACCUUUCCCAGUAGAAUCAAGCUUGCUAGGAGUGCUCUCUGAUCACUUAAAUGCAGAGAUUGCUGGUGGUACAAUAACAUCUAAGCAGGAUGCAAUGGAUUAUAUCACAUGGACUUACUUUUUUCGACGUCUUAUCAUGAACCCUAGUUACUACAAUUUGGGUGAUGUGAGCCAUGAUUCUGUGAAUAAGUUUCUGUCUCACCUUAUUGAGAAGUCCUUGGUUGAAUUGGAGCUUUCCUACUGUAUUGAAAUUGCAGAGGAUAAUCGGAACAUUGAGCCUCUGACAUUUGGUCGAAUUGCGUCCUAUUACUAUUUGAAGCACCAGACAGUUAAAAUGUUCAAGGACCGUUUGAAACCUGAAAGCAGUACUGAAGAAUUGCUUUCAAUCCUAAGUGAUGCAGAAGAAUAUACAGAUUUGCCAGUAAGACACAAUGAAGACCAUAUGAACAGUGAACUAGCAAAAUGUCUUCCCAUUGAAGUAAAUCCUCAUUCAUUUGACAGCCCUCACACCAAAGCACAUCUCCUGCUACAGGCACAUCUUAGCCGAGCCAUGCUGCCCUGCCCGGAUUAUGACACUGAUACCAAGACUGUCUUGGACCAAGCUCUAAGAGUAUGUCAGGCAAUGUUAGAUGUCGCUGCAAACCAGGGCUGGCUGGUAACUGCUCUAAAUAUCACCCACCUGGUUCAGAUGGUGAUCCAAGGCCGGUGGUUAAAAGACUCUGAUCUUCUUACAAUACCAAACAUAGAACAGCACCAUCUUCACCUUUUCAGGAAAUGGAAUCCAGUCAUGAAGGGCCCACAUGCUAAGUGCCGAACCUCCAUUGAGUGCCUUCCCGAACUGAUCCAUGCCUGUGGAGGGAAAGACCACGUAUUCAGCUCCAUGGUAGAGAAGGAGCUGCAGGCUGCAAAAACAAAGCAGGCAUGGAAUUUCUUGUCUCGCCUGCCAGUGAUAAAUGUUGGCAUAAGUGUGAAAGGCUCAUGGGAUGACUUAGCUGAAGGGCAGCAUGAACUCUCUGUCUCCACUCUGACUGCAGACAAACGAGAUGACAACAGAUGGAUCAGAUUGCAUGCUGACCAGGAGUAUGUGCUUCAAGUCAGCUUACAGAGAGCCCACUUUGGGUUCCACAAGGGAAAGCAGGAGAGCUACGCAGUUGCCCCUCGAUUUCCCAAAUCAAAAGAUGAAGGAUGGUUUUUGAUACUAGGAGAAGUGGAUAAGAGAGAGCUUAUUGCUUUAAAGCGAAUAGGAUAUGUUCGAAGUCACCAGGAUAUUUCCAUUUCUUUUUAUACCCCUGAAAUACCUGGAAGGUAUAUCUUCACUCUGUAUCUCAUGAGUGACUGCUAUAUUGGCCUGGACCAACAGUAUGACAUUUAUCUCAAUGUCACACAACCAAGCAUUUCCACAGAGGUCGACACAGAGGUCUCAGAAGCCUUCACUGACCUGGCAAUGAAGUAACCUGACCCAAAGAAGCCAUUUGAAAGAAGCGGCUAAGAAUCUAGCUGUUCAGUCAUCUAGAGAGAGUUGAAUUACUUGAUGUUUACCAAGACAGAAUCAACUUCUAACCUCAAGACAUCCAGGAAAUUGACAGUGGCUGCAGUAUUAACUCCAGCAACUUAGAGUUAGCCACAGUGGCCUUCCAGCAAAUGUUGCCUUUCACCACAUUGUCUCCGUAGGUUUCUUGAUAUAUAACAUGAGUGUGUGGGAUAGUCUUUUAACUUUUGUAUAUUUGAGUUGAUACUUAGGAGUUACCAAUCAAAUUUCACAUCUCACAGUAUAUUGUUUACAUGGAUAUUUGCUUCUCCCUUUUUUUAAAGGAAAAUUACAAUGAGGUAUGACAGUGUUAGAAUUUUCACUCUGCAGGACAAACUAUAUAAAUCUAUAAGGUGAUACCAAUUCGAUCGUACUAGCAAAAUGUAUACUUCAAUUUGAUCACAAGUAGAAGUAGUUUCAAGAAAUUUCUUAUGGUCACAAAUGUUCAUAAUAUAUGAUAUAAAAUUAUAUUACAAAGUCCAAUGAUGAUUGCAAAAGAAGACAAUAUAUUGGUCUUAGAAAGGAUGGAGACUAUAACUGGUGGAAAUAAAAUAUAUAGAGUGACACUUCAA